AAAGAAAAUAAUUAAAAAUUAAUGUAAAAAAUUGAAGGAUUAAUUUCUAGUGUGACAAAGAGCUACUGCUUAUAAGUAUAAAAUCUAGCAAUCAUACAUUCUUCUAAACUAUGAAUAACAUAGUAAUACACACAUACACACAUAUGUACACACAUAUACACACAUCUACACUGUGUUUACGGUACGCAUUAAACUUUCGCCAUUUUGUUUUGUAUCUUGUUAUGAGUGAGUUUAAGGGCAAAGCGACUGGGCCUGCUCGCCGAGCAAUUCAGUCGUUCGGUAAGCGCAAGCUAGCCGUUUUGCACUUUAAUCGCCAGCUUAAACGCAUAGUGUGAUAUUUGACAAGUGACUGGUUCAAAUUGAAAAAGCUUGAUGGAGGGGCCAACGGGAACGAAAAUUCAGAGGAAAAAACCUAGCAUGUCCAUAAAUGAUGGUACAACGCAAAACAAUGAAAAUACAUUGGAUUCGAAUACUUAUCUAUCCUACGACAUUUUGAGACUUAUCUUUCAACAUUUAGAUGCUAAGAGUCUGAUGAGCGCUGCGAUGGUUUGCACCUCUUGGUUAGAAGCUGCAAAUAAGGAAAAAUCAACAAGAUCAAAUCCUUCUUGCUUCACAAUAUGCUGUGAAGACGAAUUCAGCUAUGACUUAUAUCAUGUCCAAAAUAUAAUGAAACCAUCAGUAGGUUUCUUUUUCGUACCAGAUAUGCAUUAUAUUACAUGCAUUAUAGAAGAACUUUUUAUAAAGGCUUUGCUACCUAAACAAUGUGAAAUUAUAAUAUUAAAUAGCGAAGAUAUUAUAGAUGAAAUUAAAAAUUUUUUAAAAAUUUCAAAUAUGGUAUGUGCGUUUUUGCCACAAAUCUCGAACGUGAGGUUAAAAUUGUUCGACUUGUCAGAAUACAAUGAGAAUGAUCUCAUACAGGAAACAGUCGAAUUUGAGGAAAUAAUUAGCACAAUUAAUAAUGAAACAUCUACAUGCUUGAUGUUAUUUUAUGAUAGUUUCCUUAGUGGUAUUACAGCAAGUCAUUGUGUCUCAGCUAUACAACAAUGCAAAAAAAAUAAAGUACUUUCCAUCUGGGGUGGAAAGGUGAAGCGCAUUCAACAUGCAUUUACUGAACUACACGGUGCAUAUCCUGAACAUACACAAAUGAAACUGUUUAACAGCUUGAUUACAUGUUGUGCCGUUCUAAUUACUGGUCCUAUACAGACGUGGUCCACGAUUUUGGAAUGGAAUUGCUGUAUAAGGGAACAAGUCGAAAAGAGAUUAAAGUUAUUUAAGGACAAAGUGAAGCUAAAGAAACAUUCCGUAGGAUUUAUGUUCAGAACUCGAAGUGACAAGUACAAGUACGAUGACUCUAAUGUAGAUUCAAUAAUAUUCAAAAGAUUAUUCCCCACAGUGCCUUUAGUAGGUUGCUUGGGUGAGCACGACGAUUGUCAUGAUGAUAAAAUAUUCGUGAACCCUACUACCGUCGAUGAGAUGAAAGAAGAAAUUUUAGAGAACAAUAGAGAGGAACAAGUUUGUAACCUAUGUAAAUUUGGGUGUGAAACAUCUCAUUUCUCAAGUCAGCUUUUGAUACUUACGUAUGAUUAACGUCUUUAAAGAAGAUAUACAUAUACAUAAGACUGCCGCGAACAUAUUUUACUCGUACAUUACUAGAUUUAGGUUUUGUAUUUACCAGUCGUUUCUGUUGUUAAGGAAACACGCAAAGCAAAUAAUCGUUCGACAUUCAAAAAUGUAUAGUACAACGAACGUCGUAAGAAUAAAUCCAAAUACAGAAAUCUGUAUCUUAUUCUUAUAGAUAUAAUAUCUGCGAAUGCGUGUUUUGUACGAGUCUUAAAAUGUUUCUGAUGAAUAAGGAAACAAGUUGUACCUUAUGAUAAUAUAUUAUAUAUUCGUACUAUA
Messenger RNA from Wasmannia auropunctata (little fire ant), 1899 nucleotides. RefSeq lists its product as uncharacterized. Gene Ontology annotation, biological process: protein polyubiquitination; positive regulation of proteasomal ubiquitin-dependent protein catabolic process. Gene Ontology annotation, molecular function: protein binding. The record is from RefSeq and is a predicted model, not a curated record. The transcript is spliced from 5 exons. Lineage: Eukaryota; Metazoa; Arthropoda; Insecta; Hymenoptera; Formicidae. Bases 373 to 1587 code for a protein of 404 amino acids.